Oppia nitens is the source of this 985-nucleotide messenger RNA. It is a transcript of the gene eIF6, whose product is annotated as eukaryotic translation initiation factor 6-like. Gene Ontology annotation, biological process: maturation of LSU-rRNA; ribosomal subunit export from nucleus; maturation of 5.8S rRNA. NCBI's taxonomy places the organism in Eukaryota, Metazoa, Arthropoda, Arachnida, Sarcoptiformes, Oppiidae. Gene Ontology annotation, cellular component: nucleolus; preribosome, large subunit precursor; cytosol. The transcript has 2 exons. Bases 150 to 890 code for a protein of 246 amino acids. Gene Ontology annotation, molecular function: ribosomal large subunit binding. The record is from RefSeq and is a predicted model, not a curated record.
AAUAUAUAUAUAUUUCAUUACAUUUGCAAUCAAAACGACAUUUAAACGCAAAAACAUCGAUAAGUUUUUUGUUUGAUUUUUAUUAUUAAAUUACUUAUUGUUUGAUCGGUUGUGUCUAUUGGCCACUACUCUCUCUCUGACCAACAAUUAUGGCAUUUCGGGUACAAUUUGAGGGUAACAACGAAGUGGGAGUCUUCGCCAAAUUGACCAAUUCGUACGCAUUGGUGGCCAUCGGCGGAUCGGAAAACUUUUAUUCGGUCUUCGAGAACGAACUGAGCGAAGCCGUACCGGUCAUACACGCGUCUAUAGCCGGCUGUCGUAUUGUCGGCCGCAUGACUGUUGGCAAUCGACACGGCCUACUUGUGCCGAGCACUACCACCGACCAGGAGCUGCAACAUUUGCGCAAUUCGUUGCCCGAUACUGUCCGUAUUGAACGGAUAGAGGAACGGUUGAGUGCAUUGGGUAAUGUAGUGGCCGCUAAUGAUUACGUGGCUUUAGUCCACCCGGACUUGGAUCGUGAAACCGAAGAGAUCAUUGUCGACACAUUGAAAGUUGAAGUGUUUCGACAGACAAUCGCCAAUCAAGUUCUGGUCGGCUCCUACUGUGCUCUCACUAAUCAGGGUGGUUUACUUCAUCCACGCAUUGCUGUCGAAGCCCAGAACGAGUUGUCAUCACUUCUUCAGAUACCGUUGAUCGCCGGAACCGUCAACAGAGGCAGCGAAGUGAUCGGAUCCGGUUUGGUUGUCAAUGAUUGGUCAGCUUUCUGUGGAUUCGAUACGACAUCCACCGAAAUAUCUGUGAUUGAGAACAUAUUCCGGUUGAAUGAAGCCGUCGGUCCCAAUGCCAUACAGUCAUCGAUGAGACAAUCGCUUAUCGAAAGUAUGACCUAAAAGUUUAAUGCAUUUAUUACAUUACCUGUAAAUGUCAUUAAUUAUUUGAUUAUUGUUUUAAUCAUUAUUUUAAUAAUUGUAUAAUUCAUUAAUUU